Messenger RNA from Symbiodinium natans, 519 nucleotides. The record is from the annotation of a GenBank genome assembly. Lineage: Eukaryota; Dinophyceae; Suessiales; Symbiodiniaceae.
AUGACUGCCGCUGACAUUGAGCGCCGCUGCAACGACCUCAUUGCUGCGUGGAAAGACCAGAAGCUGACCUUUGCAGAGUACAAGUACCGCGGCGAGAUCACCCUGGACGUGGAGCACGCGGAGGCCUCGAGGAAGGGCUUCCAGGAGGCGGCGGGUGCCGUGAGCUCGAUGCUCUCAUCGCCGGACAGUUCCCCCAUGCGCGAAACGCUCGCUGGCUUCCUGAAGCAGCUGAAGGGCGUCAGCGAGACGCUUGGUCUAUGGAUCGAGGUGCAAACUGCCUGGGUGCCGUUGGAGGAGGCCUUCUCCAAGGGUGACAUCGCGAGGCAGCUGCCAGAGGAGGCGAAGUGCUUUGUGGGCGUCGACAAGGCGUGGACAAACAUCAUGACCGAGGCCAAAGCGCAGCCCAACAUUCUCGAGUUCUGCGGGAGCGAGCUGCUGCAGACCCUGCCGGCCCUGAAGGAGCAGCUCGCUGAGUGCCAGAGGAAGCUUUCAGCGCACCUCGCGGCAACGCCCCACUGA